Molecule: messenger RNA, 2628 nt
Organism: Malassezia pachydermatis
Lineage: Eukaryota; Fungi; Basidiomycota; Malasseziomycetes; Malasseziales; Malasseziaceae
Product: rft-1-domain-containing protein
Exons: 3
Coding region: 1-2628 (875 amino acids)
Biological process (GO): glycolipid translocation; dolichol-linked oligosaccharide biosynthetic process
Cellular component (GO): endoplasmic reticulum membrane
Source: RefSeq, a predicted model, not a curated record
AUGUUGGACGACGAGGCAGAUUUCGUGGAUACACAAAAACCAUUCGAGUGGCGGUAUCUUGCAUGGGAUCCACAUACAGCCUUGCCGCAGAGUGUGUCGGAGCGUGAAAAGUACGAGAUUGCACGCACGAGAUCCCUCCUUGCGCAAGUCCAUCUGGCGCCCAUUUCCAUGGCACAACAGCGAUGGCUCCUCGAUCGAUUUCAUUAUGUGCGAGAAAUCCUCCUGUCUCAAACGGAUCCAUGGACAAAGGAUAGCUCGGCGGUGCAUGGCUGGGCGUUUGCAUCGAUCCAAAUUGGGAUGCAUGGCGACUUGGAUGUGGCAGGCGGCAAUGUAGCCGAGCUGGCGAUCAAGGCGCCGCACAUUGCGCUGGCGUGGAUUCGGUUUACAUGCGCCCUGCCUCCCAUUUUUAUUCCUAGUCAAGAGGAACUACGGUCGUUUUUUGUGGGGCUCGCCCAACGUAUGAGUGAACUUGUGCGGCCGACCCAAGUCGUGGAUCUAUGGUCGCAUCUAUUGACGGUGCCCGAUGACGUAUGGGUCUUUGGCUAUACACAAGAUCCUGCAAUCCUACGCUUAUGCAUUCCUAUGCGAUGGCUUGUACAGGCGUUAUCGCUGCCGUACUUUGUGGUACAGUGUGUGUCGCGCAUCGACGCAGCGUUGGAGCCGCUGAAUAGCAUGGAGGUCCCAGCCCUGUGUAUGUAUGCUACCAAACUCCUUCAAAAAGGACUGAUCUGUGCUCAAGAAGGUCCCUCGAGACCCCUGGCCCUGCUGGAUGCCAUCCAGAUUUACGACGAGGAUCAGCAGCGACUCUCGCCCGAGGAUCUGAAGUCGGGGCAUCGACGUACGCUGGACCACAUCCAAAAGGAGAUCACAGAGCUCCAAGAAUCUCUCUACAGUAUGCUGUGCAGCUUGGCCCUAAGUCAGUCUAAGCAUGCUUACGGCGCACAACUGUAUGAAGAGUUAUGUACGUGCGCGCACGGCGACACCGCGUAUGGCGACGCUCGCUUCACCCUACCGACGAUGGGACGAAGCGAACGUGGUAGCGCAGCGCAGGCGCUGCUGCUGCUCCAAAUCAGCUUACGUCUCAUCACAUUUGCGUUAAAUCAGGUGCUCAUACGCACGACGUCCCCCGCCGUCUUUGGCGCGGCCAAUGUCCAGUUGGAAUUGGUGCUGAGCAUUGUCCUCUCGCUCGCUCGUGAAGGCGUACGUGCUGUAAUGAUGCGCCAGCAGGAUGAAUUGCGACGGGGAGCUUCACCUGCUACGCACAAUGUGGCGCUUGUCCCUGUCGUGGCAGGCAGUCUCCUUUCCGUUAGUGUAGGCUACGCCUACCUCCAUUGGUUCGCACCCACGACGCUAUGGGAGCAAGGCGGCGACGCUGUGCCUUGGUCUGUCACAUUGUACUGUAUAGGCGCGCUCCUGGAACUGUUUGCGGAACCUCUGUACACGUAUGCAUUGGGUCUACCGCAGUUUGUCAUGGUGCGUAUGGCGAUGGAGGCAGGUGGUGUCCUGGCGAAAUCGAUCGUCAAUGUCGUCCUUUUACAGCCCGUGUGCCUCGCAUGGAUGGCACGCAGUCUUGGCAGUGUAUGGCAUGUCCCAUCUAUGACGACUGUUCCUUAUGCCUUGCUGGCCUUUGGGUGUGCGCGCGUCGCGUAUGGCGGUAUGGUCCUGCUCGUCGCAAGCAUCAGUAUCGCCUCGCUUCGGUCCUGGCGCACUGUUGGGUAUACGCUGUGCCCCCAGCAAGGCUGUACGAUGCGUGAUCAUGCUAUGUGGUCCUUGAUUCGCGUCACAACGGGGCAAUCCAUCCUCAAACUUCUGCUCACAGAAGGUGAUAAAAUGGCCAUGACGCGAUUCACGACGCUCGACGAACAGGGCGGGUAUGCGUUGGCGAGCAACUAUGGCUCGCUGAUAGCUAGGACGUUUUUCCAGCCGAUGGAAGAAAGUUCGCGCUUGCACUUUGCGCCAUGUGCAUCGAGUCGCUCGAACGCUGACCAGGCAUCCGCAGCGCAGCUGCUCAGUGUGAUGCUGCAUCUGCAUAUGUUGCUAGGGACGUGUAUUGUUGCCGCAGCGCCGCCCUUGGCACCGUCCCUGUUAGCAUGGCUCGCAGGGCCUCAGUGGGCUGAUUCCUCCGCCGCCGCCAUUUUAGCGAGUUACUGCUGGUACAUCCCUGUGAUGGGUCUCAAUGGAAUGGCCGAGGCCUUCGUCCAGGCGGUUGCGCCGCCUAAGGUUCUUGCGUGGUACUCCCGUAUCCUCCUUGGCUCUAGCGCGAUGUUCUGGGGGACUUUGGUAGGCGGGUCCUACGUCCCUCUUCUUGCCUCGCUCGGCGCAAGUCGGAUGGUAUGGGCUAACGUUCUUGCGCUGAGUGUGCGAGUUGCUGCGUCGUUUUGGUACAUUCAGCAGUACUGGGCAUCGACACCGUUCCAUGCACAGAUGUCCCUCAGCUCGUUGCUGCCGCAUACCAGUGUGCUCAGUGUGUGUGUGGGCUGUGCGAUGGUGGGCCGAGCAUGGCUCGCGCCGGCGAUGCCAUUGCUCCCUAUGUUGGCCUCGAUGGCUGGGAUGGGUCUCUGUAUGUUGAUGGCAUUAUGGUAUGGGGAACGACAAGCGAUCUACGCCGCACUCCAGGUGCUGCGCUAG